Molecule: messenger RNA, 1096 nt
Organism: Oncorhynchus gorbuscha (pink salmon)
Lineage: Eukaryota; Metazoa; Chordata; Actinopteri; Salmoniformes; Salmonidae
Product: transmembrane protein 11, mitochondrial
Exons: 3
Coding region: 16-606 (196 amino acids)
Biological process (GO): inner mitochondrial membrane organization
Cellular component (GO): mitochondrial inner membrane
Source: RefSeq, a predicted model, not a curated record
AGGACAGGACACAAUAUGGCAGUCGUAUAUUGGUUCUCCAAGAUGGCGUCGUUGGGAAGGAGGCGCGGUGUCCCAGUCAACAGGGAGAGGGGAGUGAUGGCGGCAACGGACUGCUACAUCGUUCACGAGAUCUACAACGGGGAGAAUGCGCAGGACCAGUUUGAGUAUGAGCUGGAGCAGGCACUGGAGGCCCAGUACAAGUACAUUGUGAUCGAGCCCACACGCAUUGGCGACGAGACGGCCCGCUGGAUCGCCGUGGGCAACUGCCUGCACAAGACGGCCGUCCUGUCGGGCACCGCCUGCCUCCUGACGCCGCUCUCGCUGCCGCCUGAGUACUCGCGCUACGUGGCACUGCCCGCUGGUGCCCUCAGCGUGGCCUGCUCCACCCUCUACGGAAUCUCCUGGCAGUUCGAUCCCUGCUGCAAGUACCAGGUGGAGUACGAUAGCCAAAAACUCUCGCGGCUGCCCCUGCACACACUCACCACCUCCACGCCAGUGGUUCUGGUGCGCAGGGACGACAUCCACAGAAAGAGACUCCACAACACGAUAGCGCUGGCCGCCCUGGCCUACUGCGCCAAGAAGAUCUACGAACUCUAUGUAGUAUGAGCAUACUCUGAAGAGGGUUAAACAAAUCAAAUAAAAAAUCAAAUAAAAAAAAAUAUAGCAGGAAAAGAAUCCACCCAGUAGUAAGCCAAGUGGAAGCCAUGUGCUGAGUCGAGAGUUUGCCCCUAACCCCCUCCACCCCACCUCACUUCCACGGGCGCUUACUUUUGGGCUGUUUGAUGGAUCAGAGGGAUAGAGUUCAAACUAGAAGGAAUUAUUUUUCCCUUAUUUUCUUUACUUGUAAGUGACAUCACCAGUGCACUUAUCCAUAUGGUACCCUUGCGCCUCUUCCCAAUCCCUGUACCCCUCUCAAUACACUAAGUUAGGGCACAAGGGUAGCUAAGUAAAAAGAUUUAGACUGAAUUGUGUUGCAGUUGAAACGGACAGGCUUAAGUAUUACCAACAUGUCUAUUCCUUGUAGUUUUACUGUACCCCUUUCUUGCUGAUCAGUAUGUCACCCUUUCAUUAAACAUUAGGAUAUUUCAAACUCUCA